Molecule: messenger RNA, 2005 nt
Organism: Dama dama (fallow deer)
Lineage: Eukaryota; Metazoa; Chordata; Mammalia; Artiodactyla; Cervidae
Gene: NPY5R
Product: neuropeptide Y receptor Y5
Exons: 3
Coding region: 379-1719 (446 amino acids)
Biological process (GO): G protein-coupled receptor signaling pathway
Cellular component (GO): neuron projection; plasma membrane
Molecular function (GO): neuropeptide binding; neuropeptide Y receptor activity
Source: RefSeq, a predicted model, not a curated record
AGACACGGAGGACAAGUUUCGUUUGUCUGGUCUUUUUAACCUGUGACAACUCUUUCCCUCCCCGUCGUCUGUAGCUGCCAGGCGCAGCCCGUGGAAGCGAGGGUUCGGCGGCAGCCUCCCCGCCUGGCGCCCACGCUUCGCCCGCGCCGCGCCGGGAAGAAGCCGGCCCUGCUCCGCCCGGUGCCUCCGCAACCCCGCGCCCGCGAAGCAAGGAGAAAACCUGGGCCUUGAAGAGUUCCCGGGGAGCCCGAGCUACGGUGCUGCCGCGCCCACGGCCGCCCCGAGCCCCACCUCCCUGCACGGCCUUGGCUGGCCCUACCCCGGAGACCGGGUGCCCAGGGGUGCCUCCUCUCCCCCGCCGAUCCGAAGGAGUAUAAUAUGGAUUCAGAGCUCAAGGAUUAUUAUAACAAGACAUUUGCUGGUGAGAACAAUACUGCUUCCAUUCGGAAUUCUGAUUUCCCAGUCUGGGAUGACUAUAAAAGCAGUGUUGAUGACUUGCAGUAUUUUUUGAUUGGACUCUAUACACUUGUAAGUCUUCUUGGUUUUAUGGGGAAUCUACUUAUUUUGAUGGCUCUCAUGAGGAAACGAAAUCAGAAGACUACAGUCAACUUCCUCAUAGGGAACCUGGCCUUCUCCGAUAUCUUGGUUGUGCUGUUUUGCUCACCUUUCACACUGACCUCGGUCUUGCUGGAUCAGUGGAUGUUUGGCAGGGUCAUGUGUCACAUUAUGCCUUUCCUUCAAUGUGUGACGGUUCUGGUUUCCACUUUAAUUUUAAUAUCCAUCGCCAUUGUCAGGUAUCACAUGAUAAAACAUCCUGUAUCUAAUCAUUUAACGCCUAACCAUGGCUAUUUCCUGAUUGCCACUGUCUGGACACUGGGUUUUGCCAUGUGUUCACCUCUCCCAGUGUUUCACAGCCUCGUGGAACUUCAGGAGACCUUUGGCUCCGCAUUGCUGAGCAACAGGUAUCUAUGUGUCGAGUCAUGGCCAUCUGAUGCAUACCGAAUUGCUUUCACUAUCUCUUUAUUGCUUGUUCAGUAUAUUCUGCCCUUAGUUUGUCUAACUGUAAGUCAUACUAGUGUCUGCAGGAGUAUAAGCUGUGGAUUGUCCAACAAAGAAAACCAACUGGAAGAGAAAGAGAUGAUCAACUUAACUCUCCAUCCUUCCCAAAAGAGUGGGCCCCAAGUGAAGCUCCCCAGCAGCCAGAAGUGGAGCUACUCCUUCAUCAGGAAGCACAGAAGGCGGUACAGCAAGAAGACAGCCUGUGUGCUGCCUGCCCCAGCUAGGCCACCUCUGGAGAACCGCCCCGGAAGGCUUCCGGAGCACGCAGGCCCCAGGAAGAGUCCGCUCCCUUCAUCCAGUAAGUUCAUACCAGGGGUGCCCACCUGCUUUGAGGUGAAACCGGAAGAAAACUCAGAUGUUCAUGAGAUGAGAGUAAACCAGUCUAUCAUGAGAAUAAAAAAGAGAUCUCGAAGUGUUUUCUACAGACUGACUAUCUUGAUACUAGUGUUUGCGGUGAGCUGGAUGCCUCUACACCUUUUCCACGUGGUGACCGAUUUUAAUGAUAACCUGAUUUCAAACAGACAUUUCAAGUUGGUGUAUUGCAUAUGUCACUUGCUAGGCAUGAUGUCCUGUUGUCUUAAUCCAAUUCUGUAUGGAUUUCUUAAUAAUGGGAUCAAAGCUGACUUAAGGUCUCUUAUACACUGUCUGCAUAUGUCAUAAUUCUCAGUGUUUACUAAGGAGAAAAAAAAUGUGGUGAUCACCUAAAAUACAUUCAUAGUAACUAUGUAUUUAUAAUCAGCAAACUUUGUUAACAUGUGGAGUUUAUGUAUAAGAGCUGUGGAUUUGGAUGUCAGUUCAUAAUAUAUAGAAGAUAAUUUUAAUGUGUUAUAUAAGAUAAAUUCAUUUAGUUGUAUAAAGUCAUUGUCAAUCCAGUCUGUAAUUUCAUUUUAAAGAGUAUUUAUAUUACCUUCCAUUUCAGCUUGUCUGUAAACCAAUGAAUCGUUAG